Messenger RNA from Aureobasidium vineae, 1758 nucleotides. The record is from the annotation of a GenBank genome assembly. Lineage: Eukaryota; Fungi; Ascomycota; Dothideomycetes; Dothideales; Saccotheciaceae.
AUGUUUUGCAACACUUCAUUGAUACCACUCUUAGCCUCGCUUUUCAUUUUGGUGUUUGCCGAAUCAGAUGUCGUUGUGUUGGAUGCUGCUUUCGAUGCAUUUGUGCAGCAAGUGUGCGACGAAUUGCACGUACCUGGACUCAGUUUAGCUGUGGUCCACAACGAUUCCUUCGAGUCGAAGGUACAUUGUCUCGCAAACAUUCAACCAGAUAUCCUUGGACUGACCACGACCAAAGCGUUUACCGCGGCUGCGGCUGCGCUGAUUGUCCAAGACUCGGUAGAUCACCCCGACGUCAGUUGGUCCAGCCCACUCUCUAAGCUUCUGCCUGGCUAUUUUGCUCUUGAGGAUGAUUACUAUACAUCCCACAUAACCCUCGAGGACGCUCUAUCUCACCGCUCCGGACUACCUAGGCAUGAUCUAGCCUAUGGUUGGGCCGAUCGUCGUGGCCGCGACGCUGAUACCAUUGACGUUAUGCUCACAAUGAAACACCUUCCUUUGACCGCAGAACCAAGAACCAAGUGGCAGUACUGCAACAUUAUGUAUGCGACGGUGGGGCAAGCGCUGGCCAUGUUAGGUGGUCUUCAUUUCGGUGAUAUCUUACGGACGCUCAUCUGGGAACCGAUCGGCAUGACCUCAACUACCACCUCAAUGGAGAAAGCUGAAGGUGCCAGAGACCACCGCGGACAGAAGAAACUGUCUAGAGGCUAUUAUUGGAACAAAGACCAUUACAUACCGGAGCCAUAUGUAGAACUUGAUUCCCUCGCAGGUGCCGGUGCUACUAUCUCCUCAGUCAACGAUUAUGCUCUGUGGGUACAGGCUUUGCUCAACGCUGGCAGUAACGACUCUUCCCCCAUCAGUCAAGCCAUUUAUGGAGACAUCACCAAGGCUAGAACUAUCAUGAGCGAUUUACUACCUGGCAUGCCGAAUCAAGAGAUUCCACCUCUCUACGCGCUCGGCUGGUUCAAUGUCAUGAUAGGCUCGCACAAGGUCAUCACGCACGGAGGUGACGUUCUUGGUUUUGGCGCACAAGUCUAUUUUCUGCCCGAAGAAGGGCUGGGCUUUGUGUCCAUGGCGAACACAGCAGGAACUAGUAAUCAGGCGGGUGCGUGGCUAUUCCUUGAGAUUCUCAAGAAGUUGGGCAAGAUAUCUCCGAGAAAGGAUGCCUUCCAUCUGGAGUCACUGCACGAACAUAUCGGGAGUUAUCCAAGAAAGCCUCAGAAGUCGUUUCCAAAGCUUAAAAACGAGCAUAUCUCAUCAGGUACAGAGUUACCCCUUCCUGGACGUCUGGUUGACUACACUGGCUUGUACCGUCAUGCUGGCUAUGGAGACUUCAAUGUGUCUUUGGUCGAAGAGAAGUUCGAUCACUAUGGAGGGUAUGCUGCAGAUCUGCAAGAGGCGAUUCCGUCCACCUCGGCCGANUUUCUUUUACACGUUCGACCUUCGAACAGAACUUGGCCUUACGAAGUCGGCCUCAAGCAUGAGAGCAACACGCUGUUCAACGCUAAGAUCUAUUGGAUCCAUGGUCGAGGUGACGUUGGUGAUGAAUGUGCUCAGGAGAGGACAGCACGACUGGGAAGCUAUGAGGUGAUAUGUAAGGAAGAGGUCUUCUUCGAACCUUUGUUCGAAGCCCGAGCUGUCUUCGAACAUGAUCUCAAUGGCAAGGUUAUGAAGCUGGGCAUCGAGCUUGAGCCAGAGAUGUUGAUGAAGGACGACAGAAAGUGGAGAGAUGGUAUGAUCUGGUUUGAGAAGCAGAUAUAG